Molecule: messenger RNA, 2638 nt
Organism: Caretta caretta (loggerhead turtle)
Lineage: Eukaryota; Metazoa; Chordata; Testudines; Cheloniidae
Gene: F9
Product: coagulation factor IX
Biological process (GO): zymogen activation; blood coagulation
Cellular component (GO): extracellular region
Molecular function (GO): calcium ion binding; serine-type endopeptidase activity
Source: RefSeq, a predicted model, not a curated record
UAGCGAAAGGAUUGCUUGGUACACGAAAAUGGCAAAAACCUCUCUCAUGAUCAUAACUGGUCUUUUGGGAUCUCUUCUCAGUGCCGAAUGUACAGUUUUUAUCAAAAACGAACAAGCAAGCUCAAUUUUGCGCAGGCAGAAGAGAUAUAAUUCAAAUAGACUGGAAGAGUUUGUUCCAGGGAACCUCGAGAGAGAAUGUAAGGAAGAAAAAUGCAGUUUUGAAGAAGCGCGAGAAGUCUUUGAAAACACGGAAAAAACAAUGGAGUUUUGGAAAGGGUAUAUUGAUGGAGACCAGUGUAAUCCAAAUCCGUGUAAAAAUGGAGCCCGUUGCGCAGAUGAUGUCGGUUCCUAUGUGUGUUGGUGUCUGGCAGGGUACGAAGGAAGGAACUGUGAGCUAGAUUCAACCUGUGCUACUAAGAAUGGAGGAUGCAAGCAUUUUUGCAACAAUGACCCACCCCACAAAGUUGUUUGCUCCUGUGCACCUGGCUAUAAACUGAAUGGAGAUGGAAAAUCCUGUGACCCUGCAGUGCCAUUUCCAUGUGGGAGGAUUACAGCUCCCGAAGCCAAAAGCAAGUACACCCGGGCCAUGAAUACCUUUGACAAGUGGAACUACAAUUCUACCGAUGAUCAUGACGAAGCAACAGACAAUACCACUCAAAUCACACCCAUCAUUAAGCAAGUUACACGAGUCGUUGGUGGAGUGGAAAGCAGGAAAGGUGAAGUUCCUUGGCAGGUUCAUUUACAGAACAGUAAUGGAGUAGGAUUCUGCGGGGGGUCUAUUGUCAAUGAAAAAUGGAUCGUAACAGCAGCGCACUGCAUUGUGCCUGGCGCACAGAUUACUGUUGUGGCAGGUGAACACAACACGGAAGUCAGUGACGGUACCGAGCAGUAUCGCCAAGUGGUGAAAAUCCUUCCGCAUCACACCUAUAAUGCCAGCAAAAACAAGCAUGAGAAUGACAUAGCACUGUUAGAGCUUGAGACCCCGCUGGAGUUCAACAGCUACGUCACCCCCAUUUGCAUUGCCAGCAGGGAAUUCACCAACAGCCUCCUCAAGUAUGGAACUGGCACCGUGAGUGGCUGGGGGAGCCAGCUGUUCCGGGGAAGGGUGGCCACAGUCCUACAGGUUCUGAAAGUCCCAUUUGUUGACCGUGCAACAUGCAUGAAAAGCAGCACGUUUUCUAUCUUACAUAAUAUGUUCUGUGCGGGUUACCAUUCAGAGGCUAAAGAUACAUGUGAAGGGGACAGCGGGGGCCCUCAUACUUCAGAAAUAGAAGGUACCUGGUUUCUAACUGGAAUAACCAGCUGGGGGGAAGAGUGUGCACUGAAGGGCAAAUAUGGUAUCUACACCAGAGUAUCAAAGUACACCAAGUGGAUAAAAGAUAAAACAAGUGGUUAAUCAACAGAGCUAAAGCUUUCUAUUGCUUUUCUGUGGGUUGCCUGAUUAAGAGUUGUUGGAGAAUGUAAAAAAAAAACAAACAAAAAACAAACCCUAAUUUGUUUUUUCUUAAAAUUUUGCAUUUUAAUAAACAAUUUUAAUAGAACCAAUUUUUCUCUUUGAAGAUAAAUAUUUACGCAGGGGGUUCAGAGUGCAUGUGGUUAAAAAGGAAAAAAAUGCAUUCAUUGUAAAUGGCCAAAUUCUACCUUCAUUCUUGAGCAUACCUCUACCUUUGAAGUCACUGUCGCGUGUUUGUAGCAGAGGACAGAAUUUGAGUUGAAGGAUACAAUACUGUGAGCUUUUGCAGCGACUGAAAAAAUAUCGCAUUACCUUGUCUGCCAACAAUCUCAAGGGUCUGGAAGUUUUAAUGUCAACCAGUGCAAGUAUUGUUAUGAUCAGUAGGAAAUUCUUGAGAUUUAUUAACAUGUAACACUGGUUCUCAUGAUGUAAAAUAACCUGAAAGCACAGACCUAUUAAAAACUCACAUGGAAGUAGCUGCAGGAUUUGUGAUACUGAUUUCUGCCGAGACUUGAUUCUAGGUUAUGAAAAGAUAAUUGUUUGGCAUCUAUCUCCAUAACUUAACAUUCAUUGUAUUAUUCAGAGUUAAUUAGAACUAGCAACCAGAUCCUCUGCUAGUGUAAAUUGAUGUCACUCCAUUGACUUCAAUGGAGCUAUGCAUAUUUACAUCAUCAGAAGAACCGGCCUGAUAUUUUUAAAGCUCAUAACGAUCCUCCUUGUUCGAUCACUCAUGGGUAAGUAUUUGAGAAUAGAUGUCAUUCCAAUGGGAAAGAAAGUAACCCGGACUUUGUAUUCAAUGGGAUUUUAACCUUAAAAACAUUGUAAUUCACUAAGAUCCAGGUUCUCAAAGGUAUUUAGGCACCUAACUCCUAUUGAAAACAAUGAAAACAAUGGGAGUUAGGUGCCUCUGAGGAUUUGGGCUUUAUUGCCUGAUCUACUGCCCACUAGUUAUUCCAGUGGGUAGCGGAUUAGGUCUAUAUGGUCUGUUGCUGUUCCUAUUCAAAUUAAUGAUAGCUUUGCCACUUGAAUAAAUCAGGCUCUUGCACAAUAUAUUCAAUCUAUUCAUGCAACAUAAACACCAUUGUCCAGUCUUGUGUCAUAUCCCUUUGAUCUUCCCCUGACUCAAGGCAUUUACGUUAUUAAGAUAUUAUUGUGCUUUGGGCAUCAUUGGUUAAUUCUAACACU